Molecule: messenger RNA, 4428 nt
Organism: Drosophila ananassae
Lineage: Eukaryota; Metazoa; Arthropoda; Insecta; Diptera; Drosophilidae
Gene: eIF5B
Product: eukaryotic translation initiation factor 5B
Exons: 9
Coding region: 645-4130 (1161 amino acids)
Molecular function (GO): translation initiation factor activity; GTP binding; GTPase activity
Source: RefSeq, a predicted model, not a curated record
UAAUUUCUUCGCAAUUUUAUUAUUUCUGUAGCAAAUGAACCUUGCAUAACUAAAAUCAAAUGUUUAAAAUUGAUCUGCAAACUCGAAUUCCUCUAAUUACGAAACUUCUGGAAUAUGUUUAGCGGAACAACAUUUAAAUAAUUUAGUAAAAACAACACGAGACACAGUUAGUUAAGGCGACAUAUGUGACGAACAAAACAAAAACAAAUUUAGUGCCCAUAGAUGACCACCGAAGAACAACUGCGAUAAAUGGUUCACCCCACUAGCAUGCCAGCGCCGUGGCAACUCUGGACGCAAAACAACAACAUAUGAUGCACAUAACCUCAAUCGAUAUCGAAAACCCGCAAUAACACCCCGCACUGCAUCCUCCCGUGUUAGCGUUUUUCCAAAUAUCCCACUAAAACUGUCCAUAAUUUGGCCAUCAGACUGUUUAUUCAGCGUCGAGUGAUAGUCGAGCAGUUCCCAUCACGCGGAGCAGCCAAUCCAUACUCUGAGGGAAAGCGAGGAAAAGUGUCAAGCGUCGCCAGCGUUUUCAUUAUUUGCAGACAGAGCGUCGCGUACGGAAAACUUUCAGCGGUGAAUAACCCACAGCUUUUCGUUUUUGGUCAGCGGAGAAGCAGCGCGUUGCAGUCGCGGCCGGGAAGAUGGGUAAAACUAAAAAGGGCAAGAAAGAGAUACUGACCAAGGUCGAAGACGGGUCCUCAGUGGACGAAAUCUCCGACGUGGACAGCGAUCAGGUGAGCCUCAACAACAAGAAGAACCAGCCACCCAAGGGCAAGAAGAAGCCCCAGAAUCUCUCGGAGGACGAGGAUAAUGCUGGUGAGGAUGUUCAGACGAUCACGAAAGCUGUCAAGAAGCUCAGUGUGAAGGGCAAGGGCAAGCAGCAGUCCAAAGAUGCCGAUUCCGAUGAGGCGGAGGCGCCGGCCCCCAAAGGCAAGGCUGCCAAGAAAUCCGCCUUUGAGCUUCUGAUGGACGACGAUGAUCAGGAUGAGCAGCCGGCCCAGAAAAGCGAAUCGGAAGAGGAGGAGGUGGUGAGCAAGCCCCAGAAGAAAAACGAAAAGAAGGGUAAGAAGGCCAAGCGGAAGGGCAAGGACGACGAGGAGGAGGAUCUGGACAAGGUCCUGGCCGAGCUGCAGGCAGAGUACGCUGGCGAAGCGCCGGCUGCAGCCGUUGUCUCACCCGAUGACCUGGCCGACGAGGAGUUCUCCAAGAAGAAAAAGAACAAGAAGCAAGCCCAGGCCAAGGCGCCGGCCGAAGAUGCUGGCGAGGAUGGAGCUGGCGAUGAGGAGAACGCGGACGACGACGAAGGCGGCAGCACCAUGAAGACGGCUGCCCAGAAGAAAAAGGAGAAGAAGGAGCGCCAGAAGAAGGAGGCAGCGCUGGCCAAGCAAAAGGCUGCUCAGGAACCCAAGCCUAAAGCGGCCGAGAAGCCACCACCAGCUCCGGAGCCCGAGCCAGAGCCCACUGAAGAAAUCCAGCCAGAAGCUGCUGCUGAUGAGGAGGAAAAGACUGGCAAGAAUCAAAAGAAAAAGGGCAAAAAGGACAAAAAGGCCGAGGCCGACGAAGAAAAAAAGGACUCCAAAAAGAAGGGCAUGUCCGCCGCCAUGGUAGCAGCUAUGCAGGAGCAGCUGAAGAAGCGAAAGGAGGAGGAGGAGCGCCUGAUGAAGGCUGAGGAGGAGCGCAUUCGUUUGGCGGAGGAGCGCGAAGAGGCCCGCUUGACGGCACUGCGUCUGGAGGCCGAGCGGAAGGAGAAAAAAAAGCAGCGCGAGGCAGAGCGGAAGGCACGCUUGAAGGCGGAGGGAAAGCUCCUGACCAAGAAACAAAAGGAGGAUAGGGCUAGGGCUCAGGCUCUACUGGAAUCCCUCAAAGCACAAGGUCUGGAGAUUCCCGAUCCCAACGAAAGGCGCGCCCCUCGUCCAGGAACCCGAAUCCGUCCCAACAAGAAGAGGGGUCCCAAGGACGAAGCCGCCGAGGCGGAGGAGGCCAAGGCAGCGGAGGAGAAGGCAGCUGCCGCCGCCGCUGCAGCAGCCGCAGCCAAGAAGGAAAAAGAGGAGGCUGUGAAGGACAGCUGGGAUGCCACAGACAGCGAGGCAGAGCCCGAGCCAGAGGAGGAGUCCUCGCAAACCACCACCAACAACGGCAAGGCCGAGGCUGCCGAGGACGAGGACGAAGAUACGGAUGAGGACGACAGUGAAGAUGAUGAUGAUUCCGAUGACUCGGACGACGAUAGCGAUGAAUCUGACGAGAAAGACACGGCCCAGGCCAACGAUCCAGAAUCCCGGAGACUGCGAGCCGAAGCCCGAAUCCUCAAGCGACAGUCUGAUGCGGAAAAGAAGCGCACCACGGACGAUCUUAGAGCUGGUGUGGUGUGUGUCCUGGGUCACGUCGAUACGGGCAAGACCAAGAUUCUGGACAAGCUGCGACGCACCAACGUCCAGGACUCGGAGGCGGGUGGAAUUACACAGCAGAUCGGUGCCACCAAUGUCCCCAUCGACGCUAUCAAGGAGCAGGUGCGGUACGUGAAGGCCGCCGUUGGCUUCGAGCAUCGUCUGCCCGGUCUCCUGAUCAUCGAUACACCUGGUCACGAGUCCUUCAGCAACCUGCGUAACCGAGGAUCCUCCCUUUGCGACAUUGCCAUCCUGGUGGUGGACAUUAUGCACGGCCUGGAGCCCCAGACUCUCGAGUCCAUCCAGCUGCUCAAGAAGAAGAGAUGCCCCUUCAUUGUGGCCCUCAACAAGAUCGAUCGUUUGUACGAUUGGAAGGUCCUGGGCAGACGUGACGUUCGGGAUGUGAUCAAGGAGCAGGCGAGCAACACCCAGAUGGAGUUCCAGCGGCGCACAAAGGAGGUCAUCCUGCAGUUUGCCGAGCAGGGCUUGAACGCAGCCCUCUUCUACGAGAACACGGACCCCAAGACAUACAUCUCCCUGGUGCCCACCAGCGCUAUCACCGGCGAGGGCAUGGGCAAUCUCCUGUUCAUGAUCACCGACUUCUGUCAGAACAUUCUCACCAAACGCCUGAUGUACUCCGACGAGCUGCAGGCCACAGUUCUGGAGGUUAAGGCUCUGCCCGGCCUGGGCACCACCAUCGACACCAUCCUGAUCAACGGCAAGCUGCGGGAGGGCCAGACCAUGGUCGUGGCUGGUACAGAUGGCCCGAUUGUUACCCAAAUUCGAUCUCUGUUGAUGCCGCAGCCCAUGAAGGAGUUGCGGGUGAAGAAUGCGUAUGUGGAGCACAAGGAGGUGAAGGCGGCGCAGGGCGUUAAGAUAGCGGCCAAGGAUCUCGAGAAGGCAAUUGCUGGCAUUAAUCUGUUGAUUGCUCACAAACCGGAUGAAGUGGAGAUCUGCAAAGAGGAAGUUGCUCGGGAGCUGAAGAGCGCCCUUAGUCAUAUUAAGCUGGCCCCAUCGGGUGUUUAUGUUCAGGCCUCUACGCUGGGAUCGUUGGAGGCCCUACUUGAGUUCCUGCGUACAUCUAAGAUUCCGUAUUCUGCCAUUCGAAUUGGACCCGUGGUGAAACGCGAUGUGAUGAAAGCCUCCACUAUGUUGGAACACGAGGCCCAGUAUGCUACGAUUCUGGCAUUCGAUGUCAAGAUCGAAAAGGAGGCACAGGAAAUGGCCGAUUCCCUGGGCGUGAAGAUAUUCCAGGCGGACAUUAUCUAUCAUCUUUUUGACAAAUUCACGGCCUACCGCGAGGAGCUGAAGCAGAAGAAGCGCGAAGAGUUCCGCUCCAUAGCCGUUUUCCCUUGCAAGCUAAGGAUACUGCCACACUUCAUAUUCAACAGCCGAGAUCCGAUCGUGAUGGGCGUGAUGGUCGAGAACGGGAUUGUCAAAGUGGGCACUCCAAUUUGUGUUCCCAGCAAGGAGUUUGUGGACAUCGGAAUCGUGACUUCCAUCGAAUCAAAUCACAAGCAAAUCGAAUCAGCUCGCAAGGGUCAAGAGAUUUGCGUCAAAAUCGAUCCAAUUCCGGGUGAAUCGCCAAAAAUGUACGGACGACACUUCGAGGCCGAGGACAUGCUGGUUAGCAAGAUUUCACGGCAGAGUAUCGAUGCCUGCAAGGAUUACUUCCGCGAUGACCUGAUCAAGGCAGACUGGGCCCUGAUGGUGGAACUGAAAAAGGUCUUUGAGAUUUUGUAAGAAAUCCAAAACAAAAUAUUUCAACUCAAUUGCCAAAAUUUGCUACAAAAAUGGAAAACGCUGGAAGGAUGACGAGUAUUGCUUAUAUAUGUGUCUGAUUAACUAAUCGAACUACAGACUGUGCGCUUGUGGUGUAUCCUUGGAGCGGCAAGGAUCCUAAUUUUUUUUCUUAAGCCUAGUUUCAUUUUUUUUUAUGGUUUACAGCCGUAGCAGUAGCCUUCGUCGUCAUCGCCGCUGUCGCUAUCGCAGUUGUCGCUUAAGAAACUCUGUUAUUAUAAUGGUUUUAAAUCAAAUUAUU